GGUGAGUGAUGAAAAAGAUGCUCGAGGUUAUCUUCAAGCCUUGGCCUCUAAAAUGACAGAAGAACUAGAGGCCCUGAGGAACUCCAGUUUGGGUGCAAGAGCGACAGACAUGCCCUGGAAGAUGCGCCGCUUUGCAAAACUGGAUAUGUCUGCGAGGCUGGAGCUGCAAUCUGCUCUUGAUGCUGAAAUCCGAGCCAAACAAGCUAUUCAAGAUGAGCUGAAUAAAGUCAAAGCUUCCUGUAUCUCUACAGAGUGUAAAUUGCAAGAGUCUGAGAAGAAGAACAUGGAGCUGUUGACGGAUAUUGAAAGGCUGAAAAAGGAGACAGAAGAGCUUAGAUCAGAAAAGGGUGUAAAGCACCAAGACUCACAGAAUUCUUUCUUGGCAUUUUUGAAUGCGCCUACCUCUGCUCUGGAUCAAUUUGAAAUUGAUUCCGUUGAGAAUUUUACAUUGUCUAAUACACCGUCACGGGAUGAUGAUAGCAAGUCUCACCUCCAUUCAAGAUCAAGAUCUCCUUCUACAGCUAGUGAGAUUGAACCAAUCGAGGUUACAGAUCAUCCUCCCCGUUCAAUUCACACACCCACCAUGAGGACAACAUAUAUUGGAUUGGGACUCUCUGCACCAAAGCCUAAAGCCCACCAGUUUGUAGUGAAAUCAUUUAAUACACCAACAAAAUGCAAUCAGUGCACUUCUCUGAUGGUCGGUUUAAUACGACAGGGCUGUACUUGUGAAGUGUGUGGAUUCUCUUGCCACGUGACCUGUGCAGACAAGGCUCCUGCAGUGUGUCCAAUCCCUCCUGAACAGACUAAGGGACCUUUGGGAAUAGAUCCACAGAAAGGCAUAGGAACAGCUUAUGAAGGACAUGUCCGAGUACCGAAACCAGCUGGAGUAAAGAAAGGUUGGCAGAGAGCACUGGCAGUGAUCUGUGAUUUUAAACUCUUCCUCUAUGAUGUAGCAGAAGGAAAAGCAUCCCAGCCCAGCGUGGUAGUGAGUCAGGUCAUAGACAUGAGGGAUGAAGAAUUCUCAGUGAGUUCUGUCUUGGCCUCAGAUGUCAUCCAUGCCAAUCGAAAAGAUAUCCCCUGUAUCUUUAGGGUUACAGCUUCCCAGCUCUCUGCAUCCAGUAAUAAGUGUUCAAUCCUGAUUCUAGCAGAUGGUGAGAAUGAAAAGAGCAAGUGGGUAGGAGUGCUGAAUGAGUUACACAGGAUCUUGAAGAAGAAUAAACUCAAAGAUCGCUCAGUCUAUGUUCCCAAAGAAGCUUAUGACAGCACCUUGCCCCUCAUCAAAACCACACAGUCAGCAGCAAUCAUAGACCAUGAAAGAAUAGCUCUGGGGAAUGAAGAAGGGUUAUUUGUUGUACACGUCACCAAAGACGAGAUUAUCCGUGUUGGUGACAAUAAGAAGGUUCAUCAGAUUGAGCUUAUCCCAAAUGAACAGCUCAUUGCAGUAAUCUCAGGACGAAACCGUCACGUGCGGCUUUUCCCUAUGGCCGCCCUGGAUGGAAGGGAGACUGAGUUCUAUAAGCUGGCAGAGACAAAAGGCUGUCAGUCAAUAGUUUCUGGACACGUGCGCCACGGAGCUCUCACCUGCCUGUGUGUGGCUAUGAAAAGGCAGGUCCUCUGUUAUGAACUCAGUCAGAGUAAGACACGUCACAAAAAGAUCAAGGAGAUCCAAGUCCAGGGGAACGUCCAGUGGAUGUCAAUCUUCAGUGACCGUCUUUGUGUGGGCUACCAGUCAGGUUUCUUAAAAUAUCCCCUUCAGGGAGAAGGCAGCCCAUACAGUCUGCUCCAUCCAGAUGACCACACACUAUCCUUUAUCUCACAGCAGCCAACUGAUGCCAUCUGUGCAGUCGAAAUCUCAAAUAAAGAAUACCUGCUGUGUUUUAGCAGCGUAGGGGUUUACGUUGACUGCCAGGGCCGAAGAUCCAGACAACAGGAAUUGAUGUGGCCCGCGACUCCAUCUUCUUGCUGUUACAAUGCACCAUACCUCUCUGUGUACAGUGAAAAUGCAAUUGAUAUCUUCGACGUGAACUCCAUGGAGUGGAUUCAGACUAUUCCUCUCAAAAAGGUACGACCCUUGAAUACAGAAGGAUCACUAAACCUUUUAGGCCUGGAGACAGUUAGAUUAAUAUAUUUCAAAAAUAAAAUGGCAGAGGGUGAUGAACUGGUAGUUCCUGAGACAUCAGAUAACAGCCGGAAGCAAAUGGUUCGAAACAUCAACAACAAGCGCCGCUACUCAUUCAGAGUACCAGAGGAGGAGAGGAUGCAGCAGAGGAGGGAGAUGCUACGUGAUCCGGAAAUGAGAAAUAAAUUAAUUUCUAACCCAACUAAUUUUAACCACAUAGCACAUAUGGGUCCAGGAGAUGGUAUACAGAUUCUCAAAGACCUUCCAAUGAAUCUUCGGCCUCAGGAAAGUCGGACCGUGUUCAGUGGCUCUGUCAGUAUCCCGUCAAUCACCAAGUCCCGCACGGAACCAGGACGGUCGAUGAGUGCGAGCAGCGGCUUGGCAGCACGCUCGUCUGCGCAGAACGGCAGCGCUUUGCGGAGGGAGUUCUCCGGAGGUAGCUAUGGAGCAAAGCGUCAGCCGAUGGCAUCGCCCUCAGAUGGGUCCUUAUCCUCUGGUGGCCUGGACCAGGGCAGCGAUGCACCGACAAGGGACUAUGAGCGAGAGGACUCUGACUCUCCGAGACACUCUACUGCAUCAAACAGCUCCAACCUCAGCAGCCCUCCCAGCCCAGUUUCUCCUCACAAGACCAAGAGCCUCUCCCUGGAGAGCUCUGACCACGUGAGUUGGGACUCAUGAACUGCUUCAGCAUUCAGAUUUGACUUCACAGAAGCUUGAUGUCCCCAUGGCUGUCCCCUUCACUUCGUCCAGUUCUCACCUUCAUCAUCCUAACCCUCCCCAUUCCCCAUCUGAAAGUGGUCUGGGAGUGGGGUACAGAGGAAGGUAAAAGCUGGUCAUCUUCAGCACCGCUCGGCACUGCCUCACCCUCCCUUCCCCAGAUCUGACAGCAGCAAACGAGCAGAGCUAGGGUGUCGGUAAAUACCAGAUGCUGUAGAUUUGUAUUACUAUUGGUUUCAUUUUUGUGGUUACAGCUGCUUCAUUUUUAAAGAGAUAUUUAUCCCACCCCCACUUCUACUUCCCAAAAUGUAGCUUAAGUAGAUCAGACCAGUAUCAAAAAGAGAAAAUUCAGAGGGAUUUUGUUAUCACACAAUAGCUCAUCGUACUGUAUGAAAGUAGCACAGAGACCCCUUCCCCCUCAUGGGGAACGAUCAGUAUGUCAGAGGCACAUAAAAGCUUUCAGCCACCACGUUUGAAUGUCAAUCUGAUUGUCGCCAGCAAAUCCUUAUUGAUUAAAAUGAUGCAUAUUUUACUACAGUACAGAGUUUAAAUAAAUAACGCAGAUGUUAGAGUAAAA
Molecule: messenger RNA, 3413 nt
Organism: Merops nubicus (carmine bee-eater)
Lineage: Eukaryota; Metazoa; Chordata; Aves; Coraciiformes; Meropidae
Product: serine/threonine-protein kinase MRCK alpha-like
Exons: 20
Biological process (GO): actomyosin structure organization; peptidyl-threonine phosphorylation
Cellular component (GO): cytoplasm; cytoskeleton; actomyosin
Molecular function (GO): protein binding; protein serine/threonine kinase activity; ATP binding
Source: RefSeq, a predicted model, not a curated record